GUAAAGCAAAUAUCAACAUAAUAGCCCAUACCUUGUGUUAGAUGUAGAGGUCGUCUCAAGCACAUUUACUAGGUUUCCGCACGGCCCAAGUACGUGCUAUUGUGGGUGUGCCUGCGUGCAAGAACGCCUUCAAGUGCUUGGCGCUAGAUGCCCGCAUCGCCGCCAAAUAACAAACCGACGCACCUCGCACAAUGAGUGAACCGAAAGCACUCGAUGGCCGAAAAGGGCCGGACGAGGCAAAAGGUAAACAGUACACUGCGGGUGCAGCCUUUUCCAACAUCGCCGACGAUGGAUUGCUAACGGGACCGGCGGUAAAAACGGCAACACAAACCGACGACGCCGUCCUACUGAGCGACGAGGAGAACAAAACGUUGAUCACGUUAGAACCCCCGAAGAAAACUCGGGAUGAAAAAAUCGCGGGUCUGCCCGCUGGGAAGCCCGCCGCCCGGGACGACGCAAGAAAUUUGGUGCCCGGAGCCGUUGGGAAAACGUCAACAAAUCUGAUUCAGCCGAAAAAGGUGCCAGGUAAACCUAUUGUCACCACACGCGAUUUGCUAAAGACGCUGAAAGAGCAAACGAUAUCAUCAAAACCACCGCCAGCGGAACUACCUUCAAAGGAAAGCCUUUUGCAAAAGAUGCGCAAUAGGCUAAGUAAACAGAUAGAAAUAAAAUCUACAAGUACUGCUACUCCGGUCACUCCUCGUAAGCCGUUGGACACGAGCGGUGCAAUAGAAAUACCACAAGAUCUCAUACUGAGCAGUGAAAUACCACCCACGCCGAUUCCGUCGAUAGAAACGAAGGAAACCAAACUGGAGGAGCAUGAUCUUAUCGCAAUACUGGAAGGCAACGAUGUUGAAAUACGCGAAAACGCAACGGAAAUAGAAGUUUGUGUCGGUACCAAUAGUUCAGGGGAGGGGGUAGAAGAAAUGGAAAUAUUCAUUCUUGAUCAGGAUGAUAUGGAAAAGGCAAAGAAGGAACGCGAGAAGGAGAUCGCUCGGCGUCAAAUGGAGAGUCUACCUACGUUCCCGAAAAAUAAACGUCGUACCAAGGCGUCGAAUGUAAAGACAACCACCAAAACGCCGACCGAUGACGAAUUACCCGCUUCUGACCCACUGGAAGUGACAAAACUGCCUGUGCAAAGCGUACCAGCGAUACCGAAGGUACCGACAGCGGUGACGAUUAAAGGGCAAACAACCAUUAGACCAAUCGGUGGGAAAUCGCUAACCAACGCAAUGCUGGUUAAAGAAGAACCGCGUGAAAAUAGUCCCACGGCUAAAGGGGCGAUAAAGAUUGCCAAAGAUUCCACCAGGCCAACGACGAUUGCAGAACCGAAAGAAAAGACAUCGCCAGCGCCAAAACUGAAAUCACCACCAACCACCAGCAGCCCACAAACACCGAACAAGAGUUCGGAGCUUGUAGAUGCCCUUGUGUCGGACUGGGAUGACGAACCGCAAGCAGAUGCUGGAGCGACAGAAAAACGUAAUAUUGGAGAGAUUUCUAAACCAUCCACAGGCUCGAUCGCUAAGGCCGACGGCGGUGUCCUGGAGGAAGGUAACUUUGCUACACCAUCCCUACCACACGUGACAGAACAGCGCCGUGUUAUCAAGAAAAAAAUCAUUUGGGAUCCAUCGGACGCGACGAUACCCUUUGCCGCACUGGUCAAAUCCAAUCGCGGUAACGUUCCCGUCCCCGUUUCCGCGCAGGGAAAUCCUCCCUUAGCAACCAUGCGCCGUAAGCGUGCCGAUUCCGUUGCAGUGCGCAUGUUCAAUGACGGCCCUCCAAAGUCGGUUCAGAAACGAGCUCUUACUCCGGAACCGGUUCGGCCGUCACCGGCGAGGGAAAACAACAAUACCACCACCGCCCCCAACACGACGACGAUGCUCGACGCCAAAGCGAAAAAGCGAAAAAAGAACGAAAUCGAACGGCUGCUGGCGGACGAGGGCGCCAUCAAUAUGCUGUAUGAUGUCGAGUGUGAAGCGAACCAGAAGGACUUGCUGAAAACAACCGCCGUCGAUACGAGCGACGAAGAUGAGAAGCUGCUCGCCAAAACGAAAAUUAUCACCGACGCCGUCAUCAACCAAGGCAAAUCACCGACGGAUGGAACAAACCAGCAGGGUUUGAGGGUGCGUCCGAAACGUGCACCAACCCCUUCGAACCAGCAAACACCAAUAACGAGCGUUAGUGGCGGUGCUUCUGAUACGGGUUUGCCGCAGAAGCCCGACGCGAGUGCGGUUGGCUCUCAGGUGUCUACGAAAAAGAUCAAUCAGAGUCCAGUGGGAGCUGCUGCUCACCCAGCCACCGGGGGUCGGAAGCGUAAGAACGCAUCUACGCUGAAAGACUGGGACUACGUGUACAAUGCACAAGGAGGAGACGAUGCGAUGAUUAUCCGGCGACGCUCGAACAGCUCGUACUCGAGCUCGUGCGCCAGUCCGCGGCGUUUGAGCAUCGACCAGUCAGCGUAUGAGUCGCCAAACGCGAUGGUGGCUUCCGGCACGACAAAACCAUCCGAUGAUGAUGAUCAUCAGGCAAAGGAAGAUGAUAGUUUCCUAUUUGCAAAGCCUACACCGAAGCCAGUCACCAACCCGGGGACGGGGAAUGAAAUGAAGGUCGACCCAUCACUGUUGGCCAACAUGAGAGGAAAACUGUCGAAGGCAUUGAAGAACAUCCGCGACCCGUUGGAAAUGAGUGACAAAAAGCAUAGUUCCCCACCGAACAACACCACCGGCGGGAACAAUGCGGCGAAACAAACGCAAGCGAAGAGAAGGGCCGGCGCUAAGGGAACGCCCGCGAUGUCGCUAGAUGAGGUGGACUUUGGUGGGGAAUACGUGGUGAGUGCCACCGGGGAGCUUAUUAAACAGGAAAACGACGACCUUCACGAGGCCACCAAGCGACGCCUCAAUGACAUGAAACAAGUGUCCUGGCAACGCUAUGGUGCGUAUGUGGAAAUCUUGCUGAAAACAAAGGGGAUAGUUACGAGUGGCGGUGGUGAUAACAUGACUGCCCUGAAGGACGUUUUUUCGAUGCAGGCAAUGAACGAGCUUUCCGAAGUAUUCACGCUGCUGGAAAAGGAAUCGCGCGUUGCGGCCGUACUGUUAAUGUCCUCCGGUGAACACUUCAGCCGCGGUUUAGAUGUGGGCCACCUGCUACAACCGGUACAUAAACGAAAAGUGAAUGCCGAAGAAAUGGGGGAAUGUUUGAAGUCGUUUUUAAAGUCGUUGAUCUCCUUCUCCAAACCGAUCGUGGCCGCGGUGCACGGCGAUGUGCUCGGGAUGGGCGUUACAAUACUGCCCAUAUUUGAUAUCGUGCUAGCGCAGACCGGCAGUACCUUCAUGACACCGUACGGCCAUUUUGGCUAUCUACCGGAGGCGCUAAAGGCGUUCACCAGCUGCCGUACGCUGAAACCGAAGGCCCUGACCGAUUUAAUCCUGCAAGGGAAGCGCAUUUCUUCCGUUGUUGCUCUAGACUAUGGUCUCGUGACGGAUGUUGCUCCGUCGGAUCGCUUCCACGAGCGUGCGCGUGCGCUAACGGUGAAGAUGUCCUCGCAAUCCACUCAGGCAAUUCAAUCGAUCAAACAACAUUUGCGUCGGGAAUUCCUGGCCAAACUAGACUUUGUGCUGACUUUGGAGCAAAAGAAGCAGACUCAACAGUGGACCACACCUGAAUGCCAGCAGAAAUUCAAGCUGUUUAUCAACAAGGGAGGAGAACUGGGACGGAUUGCGUAGGAAACUAGCAUUCAAUUUGGUAGAUAACACUGCUGCAACUACAUUAAGCAAUUCUAGCGGUUCUAGGAAUUUUUAAAAUGCCUUUUUAGUAACAUUUAGGAUGUGUGUAGAUCGUUUUACAUCAAACUUUGCAAAUGAGAGACGUUCGUAAUCAUUUUUCAUCGAGAUCACCUGGAGGCGAAGAGGUCGUGAGAGAACCGGUUAUUUAUUGUAAUAUUUUACAAUAAUCUCAAAUCAUUAUCUACACUUUCCGACAAUCGUUGUUAUUUGAGCAGACAUACUAUCUGAUAGUGCUUUCUUUCGUAUGAUCAAAUUUAUAUCAUUAUAUAUGAGCAAAGUGUAGGCACAACCACACCACCAAUCGUUUAUUGUUCAUGAUGUUUUAAUUAUCGUUAGAAGUUUGCAAUAUGGAAAUGCAAAUGCAAGUGACAUCCACGAUUAGCAAUAGUGUGUAAGUAGGGAUUGCUUCAAUUGCUAAAUAAUUUGAUUUAUUUUGGGUGGCGAUAAAAAACGUCUCCCUCAUACCUUUGAUUCUUCUGUUAUCCAACAUUAUCUACAGUGAGCUUAUAUUUGCAAUAUUAGCUUAAAAUGGAAGGUAGUUUUAAGAAAUUUCUACAAAAGGCUAUCUUGAAGAAAUGUAAACGUGAAAGGUACAAAUAUAUAUUUUUCUAACUUUAUAGUUCUAACCAAAUAGUUAUCUGAAGUUUUUAUCAAUUUUUUAAGAAAGAAAGGUUUAGGAAUUCUUAAUCUUUGUCUGCCAGAGUUUACACCAGUACGAAUU
This is a messenger RNA of Anopheles coustani, 4503 nucleotides long. RefSeq names its product muscle M-line assembly protein unc-89 (gene HIPP1). The coding region runs from base 192 to 3722 and encodes 1176 amino acids. The record is from RefSeq and is a predicted model, not a curated record. The transcript is spliced from 6 exons. NCBI's taxonomy places the organism in Eukaryota, Metazoa, Arthropoda, Insecta, Diptera, Culicidae.